CUUGGCGAUUACCUGGAGAAGUUUCGGGCCGCGACGUGUGUCAUUUCGCCAGUGUUUUGAACGGAACUAUUUUCCUCUCAAUUAUUAGAAUAUUUUACCCCGUGAAAAGAACCGUUUUGUCCGGGGUGUUUCCGCGUUCGCGUUCCGGGUUAUUCGCCGUCGACAAUGGCCAAGCUAACGUACGUGUACCGCUCCGACGAGAGCAACUGUGUCAAAGUUAGCAAAAGGCAGCUGCCCCUGAUCGGGGGUGAAAACCUGAUGAUGCUGAUGGAUCUGAACUCGAAGGGGCUGGUGUUUGAUCGGCCGGCGGUGAAGGGUGCGGAGUUGGAGGAAUUCACCCGGAAGUACCAGCUGCUGUCCCCGGCCGAGUUGCGCCUCUCGCUGCACGUUCCGACGGUGGAGUUUACGGCGGUGCUGAGCCAGAAUGUGCCUUGCGUCGGUUGCCGGAGGAGCGUCGAGCGUUUGUUCUACCAGUUGAUGCUGUCGGGCCAUCCGACGCUGGAUCCGAUCGUGAUUUCCAGCAAGGGCGUGUUGACCAUCAGCGACGACAAGAUCCGGUCGGCGCAGGCCGUCUGUAAUCUGCUGCACAAGCAUAAAUCCCUGCUGGACGGGUUGCUGGACAACCAGUUUCGGAACAGGAAGAGCUCACGCUGCAAUUUGCAUUCCCUGGACUCGUUCCGUUCGCGGCCCUUCUCCGAGACCUGGCGGGACGUGUGGAACUGCAUGAAGCAGCAGUGCAAGGACGAGUUGGCCGUCAUUGAGGCGUCCGAGCUGCACUCCACGCUGGAUGGCUACCUGAAGAAGCACAAAUUCUGCCAGGAGUGUCGUACCAAGGUCGAAAAGGCAUACUCACUGCUCGUGGACGAAAGCAAUCCGGCCAAGGAGAAGGGCUACGUCGCGCAUUUAUACUCGGGAAUCAAGCGUUGUUUGACCGACAAACACAUUCACCUCCAGACCAAGCUGGAGUACAUCGACGGGUUGAUCAAGCGGGCCGAGCCGGAACUGAGUGGCCGGAACUCGCGGCACCGUGAACGUCACGCCAAAACGCUGGAGAUUGCCCAGGAGGAGGUGCUGACGUGCAUCGGAAUGUGCCUGUACGAGCGGCUACGGCGCAUCAACGUGUGUCUCCGCGAGGAGGAAAACGCAUGCCAGGUGCUGGCGGCCGUGGCCGUCCACGCCCUCAGUCGCAGCUUCGAUAUGGCCGUCGAGAAUAAGCAGGGCAUCAGCAACCUGGAGCUGCUGUACCAGGAAAUAAGCCGCGAGGAACGUUCCAAGGAGCAGAAGAAAGAGCAAAAGAAGCUGAAGAAACGCAAGAAGCGCAACGAAAAGAAGGGUCUUGGCGGCGGAGGCUCGGGAACCAUGUCCCAGUGCCAGUGCGAGGAACACACCCGGGACGGCGAUGACGACGAUGAGGACGAGGACGACUCGGAGGAGCAACAGCAGCAGCAGCAGCAGCAGUGCUCGGCAGUGGCAGCAUUUUCAAAGUCCGAACCGGUGGCCACUCCGACGGCCACGACGGGACCAUCCAAACACUGCACCCAUCACGCUUCCAUCGACGGUGGCUACUCGUCCGAACCGCAAAACACCGAAUCGUCCCAGCUGUCGUCGUCCAGCCUGGUCAGCACUCCGGAGGGCUCGGAAGUGGCGUGUUCGGACGGGUUCUGCAACCACCACAGCAACGACAGCGGCAUGAUGUCACAAAGGGCGAGCCACAGCACGUCGUCGGGGUCACCGGCCGGUUCGCCGCACACCCGAGGGUACACGUCGUGUUCGGUCGUGUCCGGGCCGGCGCUCAGUCUGCUGGAAAUGCUGGACAAAUCGUCGGCGGAGGAGGACGACGGCGAGGGGGAUUUCAUCCCGCACGAGUGCAUUCUGGAGUUUAAGGCACGCAGCAACAUCAUCAAGCAGCAGCGGGAGGCUCUGCGCCAGCAGCUGCUCAACAACUUCAAGCGGUUGUGCAUAAACCACUGCGGCAAAAGCAGCAAGGGGCAAGAGGAACAGCAGCAGCCGCAUUAACGCCGCCGAUACCUUGUAACAUGCCGUCGCUGCCGCAAUAACAACACACACUACUCCUGUCGUUUAUUGGCUGAUUCAGGCUCAUUUAUUGUAAUUGAAUAUUUGAAUGCUAUUUUAAAUAAUACAAGGUAAUAUUAUGAAAAAUA
Culex pipiens pallens (northern house mosquito) is the source of this 2162-nucleotide messenger RNA. Its product is annotated as gametogenetin-binding protein 2-like. Lineage: Eukaryota; Metazoa; Arthropoda; Insecta; Diptera; Culicidae. The record is from RefSeq and is a predicted model, not a curated record. Bases 166 to 2016 code for a protein of 616 amino acids. The transcript is spliced from 3 exons. Gene Ontology annotation, cellular component: nucleus; cytoplasm.